Molecule: messenger RNA, 2407 nt
Organism: Microplitis demolitor
Lineage: Eukaryota; Metazoa; Arthropoda; Insecta; Hymenoptera; Braconidae
Product: E3 ubiquitin-protein ligase LRSAM1
Exons: 9
Coding region: 197-2308 (703 amino acids)
Molecular function (GO): protein binding
Source: RefSeq, a predicted model, not a curated record
CCAAACACGCCAUCGUUAAUGAUAGCUUUAGCACUAUAGUAAAUAGUAAUUACAAUGAUGUGGAGUAAUAGAUACAAUAAUAAAGUUUUGUCAUCGUUAACGACAGUUACAUCGUAGUUUGUAAAAAAAAAAAAUAAAUAGUCAGUAAUGCUGUUAAAUAAUUAUUUGUUAUUCUCGUCCUGACAUAAGUAAUAAAAUGUCGUUUAGGAAGCAUGCCAAUAAAAAUAACGUUGACUACAAAGCUCGACUCGAGCAUAAAUUAUAUCUGGCUAGAGAAAAUCCCGAGCCUAUUUUUGACAUUUCAAAUUGUGCGUUAAAAACAAUACCCUCUGGUAUAUUUACUUUAUGCAAAGUGUUUAGGAAAAAGGAAUUAAAGUUAAAUAAAAAUAAAUUAACGUCAUUGUCUGGGGGCGGACUGUUGAAUAAUUUAUCACUUAUUACAUUGCUCGAUAUAAGUGACAAUGAGUUUACUAAUUUACCAAGUGAAAUAUAUUAUUUAUCGUUACUUGAAGAACUUUAUAUGCAAAAUAAUAAUCUAAAAAAAUUACCAACGGAAUUGACUGAACUAUCAAACUUGCAGAUUCUAAAUGUCGCAAAUAAUAAAUUAAAAUUUUUACCAGACUCAAUAGGAAAUUUAAAAAAUUUAAAUUAUCUUGACAUAAGCGAUAACUCGGUGACAAAGUUACCAAAGUCACUUGGGGAAGCGCAAAAGUUGAUAGAAAUAAAGUUAGAUAAUGUUGAUUUAAUUUACCCCCCGUUGUAUAUUGUCGAAGGUGGUGCCAUAGCAAUUGUCGCGUAUUUAGCACAAGAGUCAGGUAUUAAUUACGCGGCGCGUGAUGCAUUUCUCGAUGCACAAUUUAAAAAAUUGCAUAAUAAUGACAAUGAAAGACUGUUUAAGACUAGUGAUAAAUUACAGGUAGCAUUAAUGCAACUAGAAACAUCAAAGGAGAGACGUCAGAAUGCUUUGCUGGAGGUAGAAAAAAAUAUCCGGGAGCAGCAGGAGUACGAGUUACAGCUCCAGUCUAUCAACAGAGGGAUGAAAAAAAAAUUACUGGAGGACUUGGUGGAGCAGCAGACGCGUCUCGAGUCUGAGAUAGAGCGCGUGCAGCAGGAGCGCGAGUUAAAUCGCUCGCGAUUGCUGUCUUUUAUUUAUCAAGCUGAGAAAGAAGCUGAUACUGUUAUUGAAGAAUUUUUGAGGAACGCCGAAGCUGAACGUCUUGCACAGGCAGAGCUUGUGGAGAUGGAAAAUAAAGAGCAGCUGGAGUUGCUGUCACAGUGCCAUUUAGAUCAGUCGUCGUGUCGAACACGUGAAACUUUGUUGGCGAUGGAGGAGUUGCUGGAAGAAGAAUUGUUGACUGAAAAAAAAAUUGAAGAGUACACUAAAUUCCGAGACUGUAAUGCUCAAUCAUUAUUAACAUUAGAAUUAAGGAGUAACGAUUAUCUAUCUUCGAUUGUUGAAAAUCAAAAGCAAGACCGCGAAGAAUUAUUGAAGCAACUGCGUAAGGAUGAGGUUCUGCAGAAAGCUGCUCUGGCGGCUUUGUUGGAGCGCAGCGACACCAGGUCAUGGAGUAUCGUCCAACAAGUUAAUUUGAUUCAGUCCCAAUUAGUCGUGCUGACUAAUAUCGAGUUGGAGCGAAAGAAAUUAGAAAUCACUCAACAAAUUAAUGACAUUGCGGAGAAACGAAUCAUGUUGAGCAACAUACUGGUGGGUUUGUUGGAACAACAGGAUAAGAGGCGAGCAGAACUACUAGAGACGAUAAAUAAAAUAGAAUUGCGGCGGGAUAGUGAGACUGAACGACGCGGAAGUUUGUUUUGGCUGAUGCAGUACCAGUCGCUGAUGGAAGCGCGCCCCCAAGGAUUGCUAGAAGGAUUAGAACCAAUGCUAGUCAGACAUGUGGCGAUAGCUGGUGCUCUGCACUGCCUGCCUUUUUUGGCUUCUCUGCCCUCACUGCUGCCUAAUGUCGAUCACGAUCAGCUCAAAUCGAUUGGAGUAAAUAUUGCUGAUGAUAGGCAGGCUAUAAUACUGGCAGUAGAAAAUUAUAACGCAGAGAAGAAAUUGAGUGCCGAGGGGACGGCACUGCCAGCGCCGAUUGAUCAACCAUGCAGCAGUAGUACAAAUUCACAAGACAGAGACAUUUCUAGGGUUGACAUGACUGAAUGUGUAGUUUGUCUUGACUCACAAUGUGAAAUAAUUUUUUUACCCUGCGGACAUCUUUGUUGUUGUGCAAAAUGUUCGAAUGCGGUAAUAAACGAAUGCCCAUUGUGCCGCGGCUCUAUACAGCGCAAAAUUCAAGUACACAAGCCUUGAAUAAUCAUUGGAUAAUUUUUAAAAAUAUAAAUAUUUAAAUUUUAUUAUUAAUACUCAUCACAAAAACUUUCAUUAUUAAAAUCAAUCACCUAGAUCUCA